Galleria mellonella (greater wax moth) is the source of this 4429-nucleotide messenger RNA. RefSeq names its product baculoviral IAP repeat-containing protein 7 (gene Diap2). Gene Ontology annotation, cellular component: nucleus; cytoplasm. The record is from RefSeq and is a predicted model, not a curated record. Bases 264 to 2072 code for a protein of 602 amino acids. Gene Ontology annotation, biological process: negative regulation of apoptotic process; regulation of cell cycle; positive regulation of protein ubiquitination. Gene Ontology annotation, molecular function: cysteine-type endopeptidase inhibitor activity involved in apoptotic process; ubiquitin protein ligase activity. The transcript has 11 exons. Lineage: Eukaryota; Metazoa; Arthropoda; Insecta; Lepidoptera; Pyralidae.
UUAUUUUGCUGACUGACAAAAAUUGCCAAAAACGCAAUCCACUAAACAGUUCUCUUAAAAAAAAUCUAUUUGCAUUAGCGUAAAAAGUGAAAUAAUAUAGGUAUAGGAUAAUUAUAAAUUUGUCGUGUUUUUGUGGUUAUUCCAAUAUAUUUUUUAAACAUCUUCGAAUCUCAUACCAGUUUAAAAACUACGUCAGAGUAGGUAAUACCACUUUAAUUCCUUACAAGACAAUUUUUGUAUUAGUAUACAUUAUCGGGAGUAAAAUGAAUUAUGAGACGAACAGGCUUAAUACAUUUACGAAUUGGCCUACUUCAGCUCCAGUAGAUCCUAUAAGGAUAGCUAAAGCUGGUUUUUAUUACACCGGGGUGGGUACAGAAGUUCAGUGUUUUAAUUGUAGUGGUAAAAUAUCUGAGUGGAACUACGGCGAUCAGGUCAUGUGGCGUCAUCGGCAGCUAGAUCCUAACUGCGAGUUUGUAGUGAAUCCACAGCAAUCAGGGAAUGUACCUCUUGUGCUAGGAUCUGAGUGCCCUUCUAAUAUAGACCCUACGGCGUCGUGGUCUGCUUCUAAUGAUCAACAACAUGACCCUAUAGAAUCAUCUCAAGAUUACGGACUGACUGAAGAAGACGAAGUGUACAAAAGUGAUGCAUUGCGGCUAUUAUCUUUUGUCAACUGGAAUGAUACUUCAGUAUCCCGUGAAGCUUUAGCGAGUGCUGGUUUUUAUCAUGUAGGAGAGGGUCGCCUUCGCUGUGCUUGGUGUGGUGGCGAACUAGCCCCAUUUAGACAAUUUGGUACACUUGGGCCUCCACUUGAAGUGCACAGAAUGUACUUCCCUAGAUGCGAACACGCCGCAUCGCUAGAGGCGUCCCGACAAGUUAACCACUUUUCGCCACCAGCGUCGCCACAGCCGCAAACACCGCCUGCACAGUCACCACCAGAAACUGAAGAAAACCAUUCACAAUCAACUGGUGCCGAGCACAAUGCUCGUCUGCUGGAGGCGGGCGGCACUUGGCGUUCGCUUGGCGUCGUAGGCGGUGGGGCCCGUCACCCCACGCGAGCAUCGCUAGCAGCGCGUCUUGCAACCUUCGAGCGCUGGCCUGCGGACCGCACACAGGUGCCCAUGGCAUUAGCUGAAGCGGGCUUCUUCUAUACUGGUACUGAUGAUCAGGUGAGAUGUUUCUACUGCGACGGGGGGCUCGGUAAGUGGGAGGCGGGUGAUGCACCGUGGUCGGAGCACGCGCACUGGUUCCCGCACUGCGGUUACGUGUUACUGCUCAAAGGACAGGAUUUCGUCGACUCCUGCCGCAACCGCACCUCCGUGCAACGGACCUUCUCUGCUGAUAGUGGUUUAAGUGCACGAAGAAGAAAUCCCGGUGUUAACUUCUCUAUUACUGAAAGCCAAGUAGAAGAAUGUAUGGAGAGUAGCGCAGCACUAGCGGCUUUGAAUGCUGGACUGGACGCGGCUCGUGUUCGGCGAGCUCUGGCACGACGACUGCGAGCCACAGGCCUUCCGUUCAACUCAUCAGAGGCAUUGAUUGAUGCUGUCCUAGACGAACAGUUGAACGAGGAGGCAUGGAGCGUGUCACCGCAGAGCCAUCGGUUCGCGAGGGACAUACUCGCUGAAACGCUCAGGGAGUUCGCGCCCAUGUCUGGUAUAAUCCCAACACAAUGGGAUGGGCGGCCUGAGAGUCGGGAAUCCUCUGCAAGUCCUACGAGAUCAGCAUCACCAGUGGAUAAUAGACCUACAACUACUCAUCAAGAAGAGCCAGAUUCCAGUGAUAACUUAUUUACUAACGCUGUUGUAACUGAAAAUAAAAAUAAUGUAGAAAUAGAUUCUACGACAACUCCUGUACAGGAGACUCCUGUGCCAGAAAAUAAAACAAUAUCUUUAGAAGAGGAGAAUAGACAAUUAAAGGAAGCAAGAUUGUGUAAAGUAUGUAUGGAUAAUGAGGUGAGCGUGGUAUUCUUGCCGUGUGGACAUUUGGUGUCUUGCGCCCGAUGCGGCGCGGCACUGUCCGCUUGUCCGCUGUGUCGCGCUUCCGUACGGGCGCUCGUACGAGCCUACCUCGCCUGACGGCGGCAGAUCGAGAUUAUUGUGAAACAAGAUAAGUUGAUAAUACGUCAAGUCUUCAACAAGCAUUCAAGUGCAUUAGCUAUCCACGUGUUGUAGUUAUUGUGUUGAUUAAUUGCUAAGGCAUUACCCUGUAGUAAGUUACGUCUAUAAUAUUUACAUUAAUACAUUAGGCCUACAUCAAAUGUACGCUAGUAGUGUAUUGUUGGGUUGGUAUGUAGAGAUACGCCGAAUCAGAUUGUCGAUUAUUAUUUUCAACUCCUAAUAGGUAUUCAGACAUUCGAGUACUCAAAAUAUAGAAUUCGUAUACACAAUAUUCGGAUACCGGUUACGAGUUCUUAUGGUAUUUAAUUCGCGUACUUAAAUUGUAAAUUAAUGAAAAAGAUCAUUCGAAAAUUUCAUUUGUUCAAAUCCUCUAAUUGGAGUCCUGACGACUCUUUUUGUAAUCAGUACCCAGAUGUUUGAAUACAAAAAAAAAUGCUGAUUCGGCUAUCAGUAGUUGGAUGUGUAAAUUCAUAUUUGAUUCAAUGGAAAUGGACACCUACGAUUAACGGUGUUUAAUUUCUAGGUUUGACUUAGCCAAAAUUUAGUUUUAACGGUGUAAUCGGUCGGUCUUUUUUGAGACUACCCAGUAGUUGUUUAAUAAAGAUCAAAUCUCAACACCAGCAUGCUAGUUAAAUUGUUUUAAAUUUUAUAUUGAAGUUUAUAUACUUAACCAUUGUUUUUAAUUUUUUGUUACAGUUUUAUUACAUUAAAAAAAAAUUACAUCAUUUUACUUUAUGCUACUCGAGAUUAUUUUGUAAUCAUAAAUUCGGAGAUAGGCAUGCGUUAGGAACUUGCUAUCGUGCUUUGAAUAGAAAACAAUUAUGAGAAUUGAUUUUAAUAAAAUUUGAGAUAUCGGUAGGGGUCGCUAGCCUAAUCAACCAAAGUGACAUGUUUAAAAAGGGCCGAGUACUAGUUACCUACGAACUUGUACCUUUUGAUUGAUGAAUGUGGAGCAAGUGAUGGCAAUUUUUUUUAUUGAAGCCUUUGACGUGUUAUUGUUUUUUCCUACCCCAAAAAAACUAUGUUAUGAACGAAAUAUGUGUGUUUUAUUAAAUACAAAUUAAGAACAUUUUAAAUAAAAAAACUUUUUUUUUUAUACAACUUAGAAUGGCAAACAAGCUGACGGCCCACCGGAAAGUGGUAACCAUCGCCUAUAGACAUGAGCCAUGGACAUAACAGAGUAUACUGUUUCGCCCAUGAUACCCCCCAUGCGUUGCCAUUCCUGAGGACUCAGGUGUUACUCCUCUGUACCCAGUAAAUUCACGCCAUAUGUAAAUAAAAAACAGUUAAUUUCAAAUAAAUUAAUAGUUUUAGUAAAUGUUUAUACACUGUCGGACCUAUCUGAAAUAACGUUCCACUGACAUCUUUUUUUAAUAGAAUGUUCAGUCGCCGCGUUAUACGUUACGUUACGUUAUACGGAAUAGCCGUGUUACACGAGGGAUUGAAAUCGCGUAAUAGGAAUAAGAGUAUCGUGUUAUAGGAGGGAUUACUAUAUAACAUAACUGCAAGCAAUAUUAGCUUCUUCGCUAUAAGAAAUAUUUAAUAACAGAGUUAGUUUUGUUAAUUUUAAAAUUGUUUCCUUAAUUGUCGGUGUCCUUUUUCUUACGUGAUAAUAUGUAUAUCUACAAAAAAAGUUGACUUCAGACGACGAGCAAUAAUGUGAGGUAACAUUUUAGAGUACUGUAUAUAGGAGUUUUGGAAAUUAACAUACUACCUGUUUGAACCAGUGUGUCUUAUUAUUAUUAGAAAUAUCAAGUCACUUAUCACAUAAUAAUAUACACCUGUAUUGUAAUUUGAUAAUAUAGAUAAUUCUAUUUAUUUAAGAAAAUAUCAUUCGAAAAUUAAAUUAAGAUAAAGAUGUAUGCUAACCCGAUACAUAAAAUAAGCUUAGACAGACGGCAAAAUAAAAAUAAUAAAAUUUGAAUUCCAAUAACAACAUUCAUAUUUAAUUUGUUAGUUUGUGUACAUUUUAGAUUUUAUUUUAUCGUUAAAAUGGCAAAAAAAAAAAAGAAAAGACAAUUUCGUAAUGGCGUUUGUUGCAUUUGGUGAUGAUAUAUAAAUAAUAGAAACUUAAAAACUGGACUAUUUUUUAUUGCUUAAAAAUUUUAUGCAAGUCUUCUGAAGUUGCUUUACUGCGUACAUUGCUAUAGUUAAAGAUAUAUUAAAUAUUGACUCGCAAAUAACUCAUUAAAUAUUAUCUGAACAAAGAUCAUUGGGUCUAUUAAAGAUUUUAUAAUUUAUUGCUGUUAUUUUUAACCGAGAUGAUUCUGAUUUUGAUGAUACGUAAAAGGGUUGACAUAUACUAUAUAUAUAUA